Loxodonta africana (African savanna elephant) is the source of this 10474-nucleotide messenger RNA. RefSeq names its product polybromo 1 (gene PBRM1). Gene Ontology annotation, biological process: transcription elongation by RNA polymerase II; chromatin remodeling. The transcript has 31 exons. The coding region runs from base 2518 to 7812 and encodes 1764 amino acids. NCBI's taxonomy places the organism in Eukaryota, Metazoa, Chordata, Mammalia, Proboscidea, Elephantidae. The record is from RefSeq and is a predicted model, not a curated record. Gene Ontology annotation, molecular function: chromatin binding; protein binding. Gene Ontology annotation, cellular component: SWI/SNF complex; RSC-type complex.
ACCGACCGCUUGUUCCGUGGGAGGCACCUUUAGUAGAUGAAAAGCAUUUGGCUUAAAAUAGAAGAGAGGGCAGGUACUGUUAGAGCCUAAGCCUUUGCAGCAGUUUAGUAGGUGCGAGAGAACCGAUACACCUGUUUUCUCCAGCUCAGUUCUCUUUCUCUAGCAGUUCUAUUUGAAUGUUUUCUAUCUACUCGUACUCAUUUUUACUCCUUCUGACCCUUCCUUUGUAUUUCCCCUUUCUCUGCCUUGUUCUUCUCUUUCAGUUUUGAAUAUACUAACAUUGAAUCAGCACUUCUAAAGCCCUGCCUUCUCCCACUGGCUGCACUUGGCCUUCAGACAUAAUGAGGAGACUGGCUUUUCGAGGCGCUGGUUGUGCUCUGGUAAAGCUGGUAAAUCACUGAUCAUCUACACUCUCUCCCUUUUCUGUUCUCCUUGCCUUUCAACUUCCACCUUUAAUUUUUGUUAUCCUUUCCAUAAAAAUUCCCUUCUCGUGUUCAUCACAUUCCACCUGUGCCCUUGUUAACAACGGGCUGGUUUUUAGUUUCGUUGUCUUAAUGAGUUGAAAAGCCAGUUCGCCAGCCUUUAUAAAACAAACACAAAUCAAUAAAACUUGGCUGCCCUUGGUCUAAGUCCUCUGAAGAUUUUAGUCAGUUUUAGCAAACUGAAAACUACUAUGCUGUGUAACAAACCAAAGCCGAGAAGAUGGCAGCAUCAUCAGGGUAGAUUAUUUUUAAACACCCUGUGAACUUGAAUUCCGAGGAGGAGAUAGGAGUCUCCUCUUGUUUCUUAGUUGCUUAGCAAAAUUUUUGCAUGUUUUGCACCUGCUUUCAGCUCCCAGGAGAUCCCCACCUCAAAGUUAGAUCCCCCACCUCUUCUGCCCAUACUGCUGGCAACCAGUGCUCUACUGUUCCCAUUCUUUUGGCUGCUGGUGUCUUAGGGAAGUUGAAUGUCAAUUGGAUCUGAGUUUUUUCUCUUUGCUUUAGAAAAAGAUCCUUGAAAUCACAAUAUACUGUUAGGUCCUGUUGUUAAAUUAUAAACACUGUGGGACUUUUCUUGGGUAUAUAAGCAUACCCUUCCCCUCUGUCUGUAGCAGAUGAUUUGACUUGUGGUUGCAUUUCUUGUGUCAUAGCCAAGUGCAUACACUUGUAAAGUUGCCUUAAGGCUAGUUACUCAGCAGCCAGCCCCAAACUGAGAGCACAGAGAAAUUGUAAUAAAAACUAAAAAGUACCCAUAGUUAGAAUGAAAAAAAAAAAAAAAAAACCCAGUGCAGCUUAGUAAGUUACAUGUGUGAGGAAUCAGUGCCUUUGUAGCAAGGUUCAUUACUUCAGCCACAGGAAAACUCAACCCCAAGUUCUAAGCAUAGAAUAUAGACACAAAUACAUAUCCCAUUUUUGUUGUCUUAUUCUGCCCUACUUGAUAAAAGUAAUCUGUCUUAAAUUUGUUUUGCUUGUAUGGUUUCUAGUUCUGAUUUUGAAGGUUGCUAUAGAUAAGGACCUUUAAUAAAAAAUGUUCAGUCUAUUAAUUUUGUCUUUUUAUUUUGGUGGUCUUAGAAGAUAUGUUAUUGUUUUAAAUUUUUAUUGGGGUAAAAGUAAGAUGUUUUAUUUCAAUAGUUAGUAGUUAUUUAAGUCACUAUGUAGAAAGCUGAUAAUGUUAAAGCUAAAUUGCCCUAUAUGUGCUGAACUCCCACAUUUUAUUUUCACCAACCAAGCCGGCAUAGUUACCAUGAUAUAUUCUUGCAUUCCUGAAGUGCCUUUUAUGCUUGAGAAUUUAAGGUGCACUUUACAGAUACCAGCAUUGUGGUUGGCACUUUUUCACACACUUUUCCUGUAGCUAUUUCUAGAAUUAGGAAGAGGACAGUCAGAAGGAAGACGGUGCACAAAUAUUUAAAUGCUUCUGAAAGGCCAGGCAAGGCCUAAAAGCUUACCUCUGGGGUGCUCUUCCAGAUCACCUACUAGGACUGGAAGCUCUGAUUUCAAAAUUCAUGGGGAUAGAGUACCUCACAAAACUGAAAAAGAGGUCCAUUGUCUAACAGAAGAAUUCCAAAGCACAGCUUCACUAUUUCUGUAUGUGGCAUAUGGCAAGUCACAUUAAGUGUUUUUCAGGGGUGUGUCUUGUGAAUCUUGCUUUAAUGAAUGGAAAAAAUUAAUUUUCACUGUAUUAAUUUUACGGUGCAUCUAAAAUGCUAGAAGGUUAAAUAUUCUCUGUCCCUUUUUUUAUACUAUUCAUUUGCCCCAGGCACUGCUUCCUACCGUUUUCUACACCAUAGCCCAUCUGGAAAAUGAUAAGUGUAAGGUACACUGGGGAAACCAGAUGAGGCUGCCAGCUCCAUAAUGAGUGACUGCCUUGGGGCCUCUGUCCCCCAAGCCUGCCUGGCUGUCUCAGGGACUGAGAGACCAACACCUUGUAUCGCUGCACAUGGGUUGGGAAACUAGUCCAAGGUGAAUUUAGGGUCAGAAGUGGUUCAGUCAUUCAAAGUUGGAGGUAUACACAUGAGUAUACUUUUGCUGAAUUUGUCCCAUGAAAAGGGAAGAGGCUAGAGGAGUGAGGUCCAGGACUUACCAUUGGAGAAACUUACAGCUAGUUAAACUUCUUUCAGCCAGAAGCGUGGUGGUAGGUGAUCAGCUGAAUUUGGUGGCAGAGUCUAAAUUUAAAAAUAAGAACAUGACUAAUUAUUUCUUACAGAAGAAGUUGGAUUCCAUGGGUUCCAAGAGAAGAAGAGCUACCUCCCCUUCCAGUAGCGUCAGCGGGGACUUUGAUGACGGGCACCAUUCUGUGUCCACACCAGGCCCAAGCAGGAAAAGAAGGAGACUCUCCAAUCUUCCAACUGUAGAUCCUAUUGCUGUGUGCCAUGAACUCUACAACACCAUCCGCGACUAUAAGGAUGAGCAGGGCCGGCUCCUCUGUGAGCUCUUCAUUAGGGCACCAAAACGAAGAAAUCAACCAGAUUAUUAUGAAGUGGUUUCUCAACCCAUUGACUUGAUGAAAAUCCAGCAGAAACUAAAAAUGGAAGAGUAUGAUGAUGUUAACCUGCUGACUGCUGACUUCCAGCUGCUUUUUAACAAUGCAAAGGCCUAUUAUAAGCCAGAUUCUCCUGAAUAUAAAGCUGCUUGCAAGCUCUGGGAUUUGUACCUUCGAACAAGAAAUGAAUUUGUUCAGAAAGGAGAAGCAGACGAUGAAGAUGAUGAUGAAGAUGGGCAAGACAAUCAAGGGGCAGUGACUGAUGGAUCAUCUCCAAGUUACUUGAAGGAGAUCCUGGAGCAGCUUCUUGAAGCCAUAGUUGUAGCCACAAAUCCAUCAGGACAUCUUAUUAGUGAACUUUUUCAGAAACUGCCUUCUAAAGUGCAAUAUCCAGACUAUUAUGCAAUAAUUAAGGAGCCUAUAGAUCUGAAGACCAUUGCCCAGAGGAUACAGAACGGAAGCUACAAAAGUAUUCAUGCAAUGGCCAAAGACAUAGAUCUCCUAGCAAAAAAUGCCAAAACCUAUAAUGAGCCUGGUUCCCAAGUGUUCAAGGAUGCAAAUUCAAUUAAAAAAAUAUUUUAUAUGAAAAAGGCAGAAAUUGAACAUCAUGAAAUGGCUAAGUCAAGCCUUAGAAUAAGAACUGCAUCAAAUUUGGCUGCAGCCAGGCUGACCGGUUCUUCACAUGGUAAAGGCAGCCUUAGUGAAGAGAGAAAUUCCACUAGCAAGUAUUACCGUAAUAAAAGAGCAGUCCAAGGGGGUCGUUUAUCAGCAAUUACCAUGGCACUUCAGUAUGGCUCAGAAAGUGAAGAGGAUGCUGCUUUAGCUGCUGCACGUUAUGAAGAAGGAGAAUCAGAAGCAGAGAGCAUUACUUCCUUUAUGGAUGUUUCAAAUCCUUUUUAUCAGCUUUAUGACACAGUUAGGAGCUGUCGGAAUAACCAGGGGCAGCUAAUAGCUGAACCUUUUUUCCAUUUGCCUUCAAAGAAAAAAUAUCCUGAUUAUUAUCAGCAAAUUAAAUUGCCCAUAUCACUACAACAGAUCAGAACCAAGUUAAAGAACCAAGAAUAUGAAACGUUAGAUCAUUUGGAGUGUGAUCUGAAUUUAAUGUUUGAAAAUGCCAAACGCUAUAACGUUCCCAAUUCAGCCAUCUACAAGCGAGUUCUAAAGUUGCAGCAAGUCAUGCAGGCAAAAAAGAAAGAGCUUGCCAGGAGAGAUGACAUCGAGGAUGGAGACAGCAUGAUCUCUUCAGCCACCUCUGAUACCGGUAGUGCCAAAAGGAAAAGGAACAUUCAUGACAGUGAGACGUUGGGUCUCAGGAGGCUAUCCAGUAAAAAGAACAUAAGAAAGCAGCGAAUGAAAAUCUUAUUCAAUGUUGUUCUUGAAGCUCGAGAACCUGGUUCAGGCAGAAGACUUUGUGAUUUAUUUAUGGUUAAACCAUCCAAAAAGGAUUAUCCUGAUUAUUAUAAAAUCAUCUUGGAGCCAAUGGACUUGAAAAUAAUUGAGCAUAACAUUCGCAAUGACAAAUAUGCAGGGGAAGAGGGAAUGAUAGAAGACAUGAAGUUGAUGUUCCGGAAUGCCAGGCACUACAACGAGGAGGGCUCCCAGGUAUACAACGAUGCACACAUCCUGGAGAAGUUGCUCAAGGAUAAAAGGAAAGAGCUAGGCCCGCUGCCUGAUGAGGAUGACGUGGCUUCUCCCAAACUCAAGCUGAGUAGGAAGAGUGGCAUUUCUCCUAAGAAGUCAAAAUACAUGACUCCAAUGCAGCAGAAAUUAAAUGAAGUCUAUGAGGCUGUAAAGAACUAUACUGAUAAAAGGGGUCGCCGCCUCAGUGCCAUAUUUCUGAGGCUUCCCUCCAGAUCCGAGCUGCCUGACUACUAUCUGACCAUCAAAAAGCCCAUGGACAUGGAAAAAAUUCGAAGCCACAUGAUGGCCAACAAGUACCAAGAUAUAGACUCUAUGGUUGAGGACUUUGUCAUGAUGUUUAACAAUGCCUGUACAUACAAUGAGCCUGAGUCCCUGAUCUACAAAGAUGCACUUGUCCUACACAAAGUCCUGCUUGAAACUCGCAGAGACCUUGAGGGAGAUGAGGACUCUCAUGUCCCGAAUGUGACCUUGCUGAUUCAGGAACUUAUCCACAAUCUUUUUGUGUCAGUCAUGAGUCAUCAGGAUGAUGAGGGGAGAUGCUACAGUGAUUCCUUAGCAGAAAUUCCUGCUGUGGAUCCCAGCUUUCCAAACAAACCUCCCCUUAUUUUUGACAUAAUUAGGAAGAAUGUUGAAAAUAAUCGUUACCGGCGGCUUGACUUAUUUCAAGAGCAUAUGUUUGAAGUAUUGGAAAGGGCAAGAAGGAUGAACCGGACAGAUUCUGAAAUAUAUGAGGAUGCAGUAGAGCUUCAGCAGUUUUUUAUUAAAAUCCGUGAUGAACUCUGCAAAAAUGGAGAGAUCCUCCUUUCACCAGCACUCAGCUAUACCACAAAACAUUUGCAUAAUGAUGUGGAGAAAGAGAAAAAGGAAAAAUUACCAAAAGAAAUAGAGGAAGAUAAACUAAAACGAGAAGAAGAGAAAAGAGAAGCUGAAAAGAGUGAAGAUUCCUCAGGUGCUGCAGGCCUCUCAGGCUUACAUCGCACAUAUAGUCAGGACUGCAGCUUUAAGAACAGCAUGUACCAUGUCGGAGAUUACGUCUAUGUGGAACCUGCAGAGGCCAACCUACAGCCACAUAUCGUCUGUAUUGAGAGACUGUGGGAAGAUUCCACUGGUGAAAAAUGGUUGUAUGGCUGUUGGUUUUAUCGGCCAAAUGAAACUUUCCACCUGGCUACACGAAAAUUUCUAGAAAAAGAAGUUUUUAAGAGUGACUAUUACAAUAAAAUUCCCGUUAGUAAAAUUCUAGGCAAAUGCGUGGUCAUGUUUGUCAAGGAAUACUUUAAAUUAUGCCCAGAAAACUUUCGAGAUGAGGAUGUUUUUGUCUGUGAAUCACGAUAUUCUGCCAAAACCAAGUCUUUUAAGAAAAUUAAGCUAUGGACCAUGCCCAUCAGCUCGGUUAGGUUUGUCCCUCGGGAUGUGCCCCUGCCUGUAGUCCGAGUGGCCUCUGUAUUUGCAAAUACAGACAAAGGGGAUGAUGAGAAGAACACAGACAACUCAGAGGACAGCCGAGCCGAAGACAGUUUUAACUUGGAAAAGGAGAAAGAAGAUGUCCCUGUGGAAAUGUCUAAUGGUGAACCAGGUUGCCACUACUUUGAGCAGCUCCGUUACAAUGACAUGUGGCUGAAGGUUGGUGACUGUGUGUUUAUUAAGUCCCAUGGCCUGGUGCGCCCUCGCGUGGGCAGAAUUGAAAAGGUAUGGGUCCGAGAUGGAGCUGCAUAUUUUUAUGGCCCAAUCUUCAUUCACCCUGAAGAAACAGAGCAUGAGCCCACAAAAAUGUUCUACAAAAAAGAAGUGUUUCUGAGUAAUCUGGAAGAAACCUGCCCCAUGACAUGUAUUCUGGGAAAGUGUGCUGUGUUGUCAUUCAAGGACUUCCUCUCCUGCAGGCCAACUGAAAUACCAGAAAAUGACAUUCUGCUUUGUGAAAGCCGCUACAACGAGAGUGACAAGCAGAUGAAGAAAUUCAAGGGGCUGAAGAGGUUUUCACUGUCUGCUAAAGUGGUAGAUGAUGAAAUUUAUUACUUCAGGAAACCAAUUGUUCCUCAGAAGGAGCCCUCACCUUUGUUGGAAAAGAAGAUCCAGUUGCUAGAAGCUAAAUUUGCUGAGUUAGAAGGUGGAGAUGAUGAUAUUGAAGAGAUGGGAGAAGAGGAUAGUGAGGUUAUCGAACCUCCUUCUUUACCUCAACUUCAGACCCCUCUGGCCAGUGAACUAGACCUCAUGCCCUACACACCUCCACAGUCUACCCCAAAGUCUGCCAAGGGCAGUGCAAAGAAGGAAGGCUCCAAAAGGAAAAUCAACAUGAGUGGUUACAUCCUGUUCAGCAGUGAGAUGCGAGCUGUGAUCAAAGCUCAGCACCCAGACUACUCUUUUGGGGAGCUCAGCAGACUCGUGGGGACAGAAUGGAGAAACCUUGAGACAGCCAAGAAGGCAGAAUAUGAAGAGCGGGCAGCUAAAGUUGCUGAGCAGCAGGAGAGAGAGCGAGCAGCACAGCAACAGCAGCCGAGUGCUUCUCCCCGAGCAGGCACCCCUGUGGGGGCUCUCAUGGGGGUGGUGCCACCACCAACACCAAUGGGGAUGCUCAAUCAGCAGUUGACACCUGUUGCAGGCAUGAUGGGUGGCUAUCCGCCAGGCCUUCCACCUUUGCAGGGCCCAGUUGAUGGCCUUGUUAGCAUGGGCAGCAUGCAGCCACUUCACCCUGGGGGGCCUCCACCCCACCACCUUCCGCCAGGUGUACCUGGCCUCCCGGGCAUCCCACCACCGGGUGUGAUGCACCAAGGAGUGGCCCCUAUGGUAGGGACUCCAGCACCAGGUGGAAGUCCAUAUGGACAGCAGGUGGGAGUUUUGGGGCCUCCAGGGCAGCAGGCACCACCUCCAUAUCCCGGCCCCCAUCCAGCCGGCCCACCUGUUAUACAGCAGCCAACAACGCCCAUGUUUGUGGCUCCCCCACCGAAGACCCAGCGGCUUCUCCACUCAGAGGCCUAUCUGAAAUACAUUGAAGGGCUCAGUGCUGAGUCCAGCAGCAUUAGCAAAUGGGACCAGACCCUGGCAGCUAGAAGACGUGAUGUCCACUUGUCAAAAGAACAGGAGAGCCGCCUACCCUCUCACUGGCUGAAAAGUAAAGGGGCCCACACCACCAUGGCAGACGCCCUCUGGCGCCUUCGGGAUUUGAUGCUCCGAGACACCCUUAACAUUCGCCAAGCAUACAACCUAGAAAACGUUUAAUCUCAUCAAUUAACGUUUCUUUUAUAGAAGCAUAAAGAGUUUUGUGGAACAGUAGCCAUUUUAGUUACUGGGGGUGGGGGGGAGGAUCAAAGGAUGAUAAUUUUUAUUGCAUUUUAUUGUACAUCACAAGGCCAUUUUUAUAUAAGGACACUUUUAAUAAGCUAUUUCAAUUUGUUUUUGUUAUAUUAAGUUGACUUUACCAAAUACACAGAGAUUUUUUUUGCAUAUGUUUCCUUCGUUUAAAACCAGUUUCAUAAUUGGUUAUAUAUGUAGACUUGAAGUUUUAUCUUUUUACUUGUUGCCAUGGAACUGAAACCAUCAAAGGUUUUUUCUUGGCUGGGGGUUUUUGUUUCUUUUUUUUAUAAAAGAACAAACAAAAUGAAAAAAACACACACGACAGUUUACAGAUUAGUUUAAAUUGACGGUGAAAUGUGAAGUUGGUCCUAGUUUACAUCUGAGAGAGGGGAGUGUACUUGUGUCUGUUCCUGUGCCCGAAUAUCUUAAGCCGCUUUCCACAAAAGCUUUUCCUAACAGGUGAAGUGGAAGGUUGUUCCUUAGGUUGUAGCUGUUUGGCAGACACGGGACAGCUUGCCCUGUGGACCCUGAGGCACGCUGCAGGGGCCCGAAGUCAGUGCUGUGCACCCUUCUGCAGCCGCACCUUUCGGUCACCGGAGGGAAAGGCACGUCUUCCUGUGCUCCGUAAAACGUUUGUGGCGUCAGGGUUGCAGAAGAUGUGCACAGCCCUGAAUUGUGUUUAGUUUUGGCAGGUAAGUUUAAGGGUACUUUUGAUUUGUUUAUAAUGAGUUCACAGUUUAUGCCUAUUCAUGUUAAAUAAUUUAAAACUUUUAAAUUCGGUACGUUGGAAAACAUUGAAGUUCAUCUCGAAGAAAGCAUGGAGGUGUGCGUGCAUUUGAUUUCCUUCUGAGCAUAACAGCUGACCUAACAGAGGGAAGGGAGUGUGUCACCGGGUGUGAGCUGCAUCAGAAGCAUAGCUGUGAACGGCUAGAUCACUUGCGUAGGCAGAUGUUCUGUUAUUCUUUAUUUCCUCAUUAUCAGAUGUGGUAGUUUUUUUCUCCCAGUUUCAGGGUUGUAAUUCUCAACGGGAAAUUUAAGGCUUUCUAAAAUAUUUCAGAUGGAGCUUAUACUUUUGAAUUUCAGGAGAAAAGAAUCAAAAUUUAAGAAAAUGCUCACUAAAAAGACCAUUACAGAUCCCAAACCCUUGGGCUUGAGGACCCUCUUCUAUGACCCUAGAAUAAACAUUUGGAGGCAGUGUAUGACGCUCAGACAGGUAGAAAGCCUUCACCAGAGAACAUGACUUCACUUGGGGACUAUAGUUUUGAAACCUGCUUCAUCACAGCAGGGUGGUUGCCUUUGUGGUGGAGUUUCCAGUGCUGUUUGCAGGUUGAGAGUGACUCUGAGAGGCUAUCUUUUUUCUUUUAGUCUGGUAUGGAUCAGUACCUGGAUGUUUAAUUACCAUUCUUUAAAUCAUGAGGACAAGAGUAUGGAAAGGAGAAGAGUCUCUUGUGUCUAGAUACUUUAAGUACAGGAGGCCCUUGUAACUUAAUUGCCUGUAGUCAACCACUGGAUCUCAAUUUGCAUCAAGUAUUUUAAAUAAUUUUUUUUUAAUGUAUUGCAGUUGUAUGUCAGUACCUUAUUGUUAAAUUGAAUCAGAUCAAGAAAGCCUCAGUCCUUGUUCUUUGGGUCAUUGAUUCAUAUGGACUUUAUAUCACAAUCAGAUUCUUUUAUCUCUAGCCAUCCUUGAAUUACACCAAAGAACCUGAAAUUUAAUUUUGGUUAAGUUAUUUAUUUAUUUCAUGCAUUCAUUUUAUUUCCCUUUUUAAGGUCUGGGUGAGACUUCUUUCGGAAGCCUCUAAAAACUCUUCACUUUGGGCUACAUAGGGCAUUGGAAGCCAGAGCACUCCUCCUCCAGGCUCCCUGCUGGCACCAAGAGGUGCUGGAGGAAUCCUAGAUCCAGCCAGGGUGUCCCUGAGGCAGUGCAGAGCUGGGCCAGGGGCCACCAGGCAGGCCUUAAUCAAGUUUAAAAAAGAAAACAAAAAUAUAUAUAUAUAUGUAUUUAUUUUAGAAUCAUGUCUUUCUGUAUAUUAACUUGGAGUAUAUCAGUUAAUAUUUAGGAUACACAAUUGAAAAUCUGCCAUCUAGAAUUCCAUCCUUAACUCCAAAAAAGAAAAGGAGAAAAAAAAAAAUCCUAGCUUAAGAAAGUAAAAGUGAACUAUACAUCUUUUUUUCAUGAGUUUUUGGACCUGUAGUGAUGUGGCUUAGAAAGUAUAACUGCCUAAAUGUCUUCAAAAAUAUAAGUUCAUGUGGAGAUGUCUUUUGUUCAUGUGGGGGACAAACCUUUAGGUUUAAAAUGGUAUGUCUGUCAACCAACUAAUUUAAAAGGCCUUUUUUUUUUUUUUUUAAACCCACCCUUCCCUUCCUCUGAGGAAGAAUGGGGGGGGGGGACAUUUAUUUGUGUAAAAUCUCCAAGUUGGUAUUGAUGACUUUUCAGCUUGAACAUUUUCAGACCUGAUUAAAACUUGGUUUGUUCAAAUUUCUGUAUCAAAAAAGGUUUGAGUGGUAACCAGUCUUAUAACAUGUAUGUAUCAUAUGUUUGUUCAUCUAAAGCUUUUUAACCCAAAUAAAAAUGGAGUUUGCAAAGUGA